UGUGACCGUGAAAGCUUGCCGCGUGUGUGUGUGUGUGCAAUUUGAGUUCGUUUCUGCAGUUAUCGCUUUGCCAGCAAAAAAGAGGAAGACGUUUUAGAUUGGUGAUGUGUUUUGCCAAAUUUUGAGCGAGCAUUCGGUGUUUUGCCAGCUAGAAAAAGAGCGCAUUUCGAAAAAAGCGAAACAUAAAAAAAUCGUGUUAUCUCAAGUGAUAAGAAUCAGUUGUCGGUAACAAAUUGAUUCAUAAUUAAAUUGGCAUCGGUACACUACUGUGCUACAAGCGAGACCGCACCGAAGAGGGAGUAAUAAAUUUUCGAGAAUCCGUGUACCAAAAAUCCGUCACAAUUUUUUCCAAAGGCGACAACAUGGCGUUUGCGGGCCUUAAAAAGCAAAUAAAUAAAGCCAAUCAGUAUGUUACGGAGAAGAUGGGAGGUGCCGAAGGCACCAAACUGGAUCUGGACUUCAUGGAGAUGGAGCGCAAAACGGAUGUCACCGUCGAGCUUGUCGAGGAGUUGCAAGUAAAAACCAAAGAGUAUUUGCAACCCAACCCGACAGCUAGAGCUAAGAUGGCAGCUGUCAAAGGUAUUUCUAAACUAUCAGGUCAGGCUAAAAGUAAUACUUAUCCACAACCAGAAGGUAUACUGGCCGAUUGUAUGUUGACUUACGGGAAGAAGCUGGGUGAAGAUAGCAUCUUUGCAACAGCGCUGGUCGAAAUGGGCGACUCGCUCAAGCAGAUGGCUGAUGUGAAGUAUUCUCUUGAUGAUAACGUCAAACAAAACGUUCUCGAGCCGCUACAUCAGUUGCAGAUGAAGGACUUAAAGGAAGUGAUGCAUCAUCGCAAAAAAUUGCAAGGUCGACGUCUAGAUUUCGACUGCAAGAAACGGCGCCAGGCUAAGGGAUCUCAAAUUACAGAUGAUGAAAUUAGGAGUGCCGAGGAGAAGUUUGCCGAGUCGCUGCAGCUUGCACAGGUUGGAAUGUACAAUCUAUUGGAAAAUGAUGUGGAACAAGUUUCACAAUUGGUAACAUUUGCCGAGGGUAUGCUCGAUUAUCAUUCGCAAUGUUCCGAAAUAUUGAAGGUUCUGGUAGAAACAUUGAACGAAAAACGAGAAGAAGCUGCAGCCAGACCAAAGUCGGAGUUUGUUCCGAAGACGCUAGCCGACUUGAACAUUGAAAUUCUUGGUUCGCAGGAUGGAAUGAACGGUGGGCCACCUUUUCUUAAUCCCAAUAGGUUGAAAAAUUCCCAUCAUCACAUGUACAGCUCCCAGCAAAAUCUAUCUCAUAACAAAAACCACAAUACGAACAACAAUAGCAGUCACUUUAAUCGCAAUCGCCUGUACGGCUCACAGCAAAGCCUGGCAUCAUCUCGCAGCGGUAGUGGCAUAGGCGGAAGCGGAAGCGGUGAUGGUGGUACAUGUAGUGCUAGUGGUGCUAAGGGCAGUCAUACCGUCGCCGCAUCCGACACACGGCCUCCCUCGUAUGGGUCGUCGGUAGACACCUGGUUGAACGCCUGGGACCAACCCGGCAGUAGCUUCGGCGACGGUGGCGGUACUGGACCGAAAGUUGACACUAGGGCUACCACGGUCAACAACAACAAUAAUCGUUCUAAUUAUAAAAGCAGUAACACUACGAUGUACCAUACGGCAACAAAUAGUACCUCAAGGUUUGCUAACAACAACAACUACAGUGAUCCUUGGUCAGCAUCACCGUUGCCAUCACCGAUGCGUUCCCCUGCAAGAACACCGAUGCCAUCCAAACCAACGCAACCGUGCUGUACAGCGUUGUACGAUUUUGAACCAGAGAAUCCAGGCGAACUGGGAUUUAAGGAAAAUGAUCUUAUCACUUUGAUUCAACGUGUGGAUGAAAACUGGUUCGAAGGCAGCCUGAACGGCAGAACUGGAUAUUUCCCCCAGUCCUAUGUACAAGUAACCGUGCAACUGCCUACCAACUAAGCGCAAGAGGAAGUGUGUUACGAGCGUUCUGAAUAUUUAGGAGCAUAACUUACAACCCAAGCAAACCAUGCACUAACAAUUACGAAUACGCAUAUAGCAGAUAAAGACAGUAGGAGGCAAAAGGACAACACGUUAUUGUAAAAGAAAGGCGAGUGUUAAAAGCAAUGAACCACGAAAUGCGGACAAAUCAUGCAUGCUACGGUUACGAAAAGCGGAUGGUAGAGAAGAAAAGUAAAAGAGAAAACAGUAUCUAGGAAAGUUAAACAUACAACUCUGUACAUGCUUGGGAAAGGUCGUGGUCGUGUGAAAAGUUACAUGUAUCCAAUAUAUUUGUUAUUGAACGAUUCA
Messenger RNA from Anopheles cruzii, 2294 nucleotides. It is a transcript of the gene EndoA, whose product is annotated as endophilin-A. The record is from RefSeq and is a predicted model, not a curated record. Gene Ontology annotation, molecular function: protein binding. Gene Ontology annotation, biological process: synaptic vesicle uncoating. Gene Ontology annotation, cellular component: presynapse; cytoplasm; glutamatergic synapse. The transcript has 11 exons. NCBI's taxonomy places the organism in Eukaryota, Metazoa, Arthropoda, Insecta, Diptera, Culicidae. The coding region runs from base 363 to 1946 and encodes 527 amino acids.